Molecule: messenger RNA, 452 nt
Organism: Drosophila nasuta
Lineage: Eukaryota; Metazoa; Arthropoda; Insecta; Diptera; Drosophilidae
Product: prisilkin-39
Exons: 2
Coding region: 39-440 (133 amino acids)
Source: RefSeq, a predicted model, not a curated record
UUUCAUACAAAAUUAACACGAGGAAUAUUAGUAAAAAUAUGCCGUUCACAAAUAAAAUAACAAUUCGUGGUAUUUGGCUGUGCUGGGCCGUUGUUUUAGCAACAUUGAUACAGUGUCAAUUGGUGGAAUCUCAAUACAGUACCUAUCCGUACUUUGGAGCCCAGGGAGCGGGCGCUGGAACUGGAUACGGUGGAUUGUAUGGCAAUGCCUAUGGAUAUGGAUAUGGCUAUCCACAGUAUUACGGUUAUCCGGCAUACGGAUAUACAUACCCGGCCUAUGGCUACCCUGGAGGGGGCUACGGUAGCUAUCCUAGCUACGGCUAUCCAGGUUACAGUUAUGGAUAUCCCUAUGGCAAUGGCGUUAAUACAGCCUUCGCGAGCAGCAGCGGAGGAUUCGCUACAGCAAGUGCGAGUAGCGGAGGCGGAGGCUACUAUGGUUAAGAGCAGAACUGG